AUGUCGGAUGAAAAGGACAUUAGAGACACUAUCCGUCGCUCCAUUUCCGAUAGUGAUGCUGUCUCUGACAGCAACAAGAAAGUGCAGACGGUCAUUUCGUACAACCGCGAAGACAUUGGUGAUGCUACUAACGUCUUGUCAACCAUAAUGUCACCGUCAGGGCGCGAGGUUAAAGUCACGGGAGAUGUAGAUGACGCAAUGCGUCUGGCGCUGAACUCGCAGAACAUCGUGAUCACUCCCGAGGAAGACGCCCGUUUGGUGCGUAAAAUCGAUCUGUAUAUGUUCCCGCUACUUUGCCUGCUGUACGCCAUUCAAUUCAUGGACAAAAUCUCCAACGGGUCCGCUGCCGUCAUGGGUCUUCGUGAAGACCUGAAAAUGCAUGGCGAUCAGUACUCGUGGGUCGGCUCUGCAUUUUACUUUGGUUAUCUGUUUUUCAACAUGGGACCAGGCCAAUUCAUUUUCCAGAAAUCCAGGUGGCUGGCCAAAACACUUGCCGUCUUCGUUGUGGUAUGGGGUGUAUUUUUGGCCUUGCACGCUGUGCCCUCCGUCACGUAUCCCACAUUCAUUCUUUUGCGUGUCUUGCUAGGCUGUGCUGAGUCCAUGGUGACACCAACAUUCACCAUUAUCACGUCCCAGUACUGGAAAAAAGAAGAGCAAUUCAUGCGCGUCUGUCUGUGGUUUGGAUUCAACGGUCUUGGCUCCAUUUGGGCCAACUCUUUGGCUUAUGGUCUUUAUAUCAGACAGGAUAGCUACAGCAUCGAUGCUUGGCGAGUAUUGUUCGUUAUCACCGGCUUGAUCACAGUAGCAGUUGGAUUUGCUAUAUUUUUCCAUAUUCCUGAUGACCCUUCCAAAGCCUGGUUUUUGUCCGAGCGUGAAAAGUUCAUGGUCGUUGAAAGAAUCAGAUCCAAUCAACAAGGUUUUGGAAAUCACAACAUCAAAUGGUACCAGGUAAAAGAGGCUUUCACCGAUGUUAGAACCUGGUUGUAUUUCGUCUUUUCAGUGGGUUCUAAUAUUCCCAAUGGCGGUUUAACCAACUUUAUGAACCUUUUGAUCAAGAAUGAUUUCGGUUACAGCACUUCUCAAUCUUUACUGAUGACAAUGCCUACCGGUGCCGUUGAGCUUGUUGCAUGCCCACUAUUUGGUUAUUUGUCGGUAGUGUGCGCACGUAAGAAGGUUCCAUUUUUGCAAUACCGGUUGAGUUGGGGUAUCAUUGCUGCUCUCAUCAGUGUUCUUGGUACGUGCAUGUUGGCAUUCGCUCAUCAGUCCAAGAAGGCUAGAUUGGCUGGUGCCUACUUGCUUUAUGUCAAUCCUAUCUCUUUCAUUUGCGUGCUGUCCAUAAUCAGUUCCAACACGUUGGGAUUUAGCAAAAAAUGGAGCGUCUCUUCCAUCAAUUUGGUCUCUUAUGCCGCUUCUAACUUGGCGGGCCCACAAACUUUCAUUCCGUCUCAGGCGCCAAGCUACACGGGAGCAAAAAUCGCCAUGUUGGUCUGCUACGCUGGUUCCGUAGUGGCUUUGUCCGUUUUAUUCCUAAUCAACUAUCGGGAGAACAUAAGACGAGACAAAGUGCAAGCUGAGAGAGGUCCAGAUGAAGUCGUGAUCGAGAACCUAGAAUUUGCCGAUUUGACUGAUAAAGAAAACCCUUAUUUCAGGUACGCGCUUUAG
This is a messenger RNA of Lachancea sp. 'fantastica', 1662 nucleotides long. The record is from the annotation of a GenBank genome assembly. Lineage: Eukaryota; Fungi; Ascomycota; Saccharomycetes; Saccharomycetales; Saccharomycetaceae.